Messenger RNA from Blastocystis hominis, 722 nucleotides. RefSeq lists its product as hypothetical. Bases 1 to 690 code for a protein of 229 amino acids. The record is from RefSeq and is a predicted model, not a curated record. Gene Ontology annotation, biological process: translation. The transcript has a single exon. Gene Ontology annotation, cellular component: ribosome; cytosolic large ribosomal subunit. Gene Ontology annotation, molecular function: structural constituent of ribosome; RNA binding. Lineage: Eukaryota; Bigyra; Opalinata; Blastocystidae.
AUGAUUGUUAUUAAUAAUGGUUACAUUCGAAAUCUCCGUUUUUGUUGGGAACGAAAUGUUUUUGUUUGUUUAUAUUUGCUCACCGAGAAUUUUCUGGGAAAUCUAAAUCUCGCCACUAUCUCGCGACCCUUUUCCUAUUAUCUGGUAGAACUCCUCAAAACAACAAUGGUCAGCUUGAAGCUUCAGAAGAGACUCGCUGCCGCCGUGCUGAAGUGCGGUAAGCGCAAGGUGUGGAUGGAUCCCAGCGAGGUGAGCAACAUUGCUGUUGCCAACUCUCGCCAGAGCGUUCGCUCCAUGAUCAAGAACGGAAUGAUCGUGAAGAAGCACAACCUGAUGCACUCUCGUGCUCGUGUGAACAUUCGUCACGAGGCGAAGGCUCGCGGCAACCACACUGGUUACGGUAAGCGUCACGGAACCAUGAACGCCCGUAUUCCCGAGAAGCUGCUCUGGAUGCGUCGUAUUCGUGUGCUCCGCAGACUGCUGCGCAAGUACCGUGAUGCCGGCAAGAUCGACAAGCACAUGUACGCUCACUUCUACGCUCUGGCCAAGGGUAACCGUUACAAGACCAAGCGUGUGCUGAUUGAGCAGAUCCACCGUAAGAAGGGUGAGGAUAAGAAGGAGAAGCAGCUUGCUGAGCAGGCGACUGCCCUUCUCAACCAGAAGAGAGCCGCUAUGGAGGCUUCCGCCUAAGUCGUCUAGUGUAUGGAUGAUCUACCUACCAC